Xiphias gladius (swordfish) is the source of this 4477-nucleotide messenger RNA. Its product is annotated as semaphorin-3D. NCBI's taxonomy places the organism in Eukaryota, Metazoa, Chordata, Actinopteri, Istiophoriformes, Xiphiidae. Bases 234 to 2690 code for a protein of 818 amino acids. The transcript is spliced from 19 exons. Gene Ontology annotation, biological process: semaphorin-plexin signaling pathway; positive regulation of cell migration; negative chemotaxis. Gene Ontology annotation, molecular function: semaphorin receptor binding; chemorepellent activity. The record is from RefSeq and is a predicted model, not a curated record.
UUAUAACGUGUGGCGGCGCCAGGUGACCCGACAGCGACCUGUCCGGCAGCAGCUGCGUCGGACCCGGGACCCGUUUCUGCGCUUUCAGCCGAAGUGGAAUAAGUCGGAGCCGAGGGAUCCGCAUCCGGACGCAAACCCCUGCUCGCCAAAGCAGUUAAGGGACCGACUGCCUGGUGUGAACGUCUCCCAGGCUCUUGCCUUCCAGAGAGGACGACAGUGAGGAUCGACCGGAGAUGACAGACGUCUCUGCCGCAGGAGGGGUCGGGACCAGAGGAGCGGAGUCUCUUCGGAUACUGAUGCUGUGCCUCCUCCGACUGCUGGUUCUGCCGCCUGCAGACUCCAACACUGCUCCAGAUGCCAAAGCCUGGAGCCAAACGGGGCCCCGGCUGCAGCUCUCCCACUCAGACCUGAGGAACCGCUCGGCCGUCUUCUGGAAGGGUGGGGUCAGCGGGGGUUACGAGGCCCUUCUGCUGGACGAGGACCAAGGCUGGCUGCUGGUCGGCGGUAGAGACCACAUCUACCUGCUGAGUCCUGACAGCUUGGACCUGCCCACGCAUACGGUCUACUGGCCUGCUGCCAGAGAACACGUGGAGCACUGCAGACUGGCGGGAAAAAGUCUGGAGACAGAGUGUGCCAAUUUUGUGCGGCUGCUGCAGCCCUUCAACAAAACCCAUGUUUAUGCUUGUGGCACCGGUGCCUUCCAUCCACAGUGCACAUACCUGCACUUGGGACACAACGCCGAGGGGCCGUUGUUCAUGUUGUCUCAUACAGUGGAGUCGGGCAGAGGAAAAUGUCCCUUCAGUCCCAAAGAGCCCUUCACUGCGAGGCUGACUGAUGGGGAACUCUAUGCAGGGACCUCAGUGGACUUCAUGGGAGCCAACGCUGCAGUCUUCCGUACCACGCUCCAGGGCAGCGUUCAACAUUACAUCCGCACUGAAGCCUACGACCAAAACUGGCUGAACGAGCCAGAGUUCGUGGGCUCCUUCUCCAUCCCUGACACUCACAGUCCGGACGACGACAAGGUUUACUUCUUCUUCAAGGAGAGGGCGGUGGAAGCCGGACAGUGGGACAAGAGGGUGUACAGUCGCGUGGCUCGAGUCUGCAAGAAUGACAUAGGGGGUAAGAGGAGUCUGAUCAACCGCUGGACCACCUUCCUCAAAGCCAGACUGGUCUGUUCUGUUCCCGGACCGUCUGGAGUUGACACGCAGUUUAAUGAGCUUGAGGACAUCUUUGUUCUGGAGACCAAGGACCCUCAAAAUCCCACCAUCUACGGUGUCUUCAGCACUUCCAGCUCUAUAUUUCCUGGUUCGGCGGUGUGUGUCUACUCCAUGGCGUCUAUCCGUGCAGCUUUCAACGGGCCGUUUGCCCAUAAAGAAGGUCCUGACUAUCGCUGGGUGGAGUACAAGGGCCGCAUCCCCUAUCCGAGACCUGGAACCUGUCCCAGCGAGACAUAUGAUGCGCUCCACAAGUCCACCAAGGACUUCCCAGACGAGGUGGUGAGCUUCAUGCGGCAGCAUCAGCUGAUGUGGGAGCCGGUCCUGCCUCUGGGCGGCAGACCCAUAUUCACCCGGGUCAACGCGCCCAACAUGUUGAAGAGAGUGGUAGUGGACAGAGUGGAUGCCGAGGAUGGACCUUACGACGUCUUACACCUGGGCACAGAUGAUGGGAAGGUGGUGAAGGCAGUGUCGGUCAUCAAAGACAACUGGGACAAAGAGGAGAUCAUUCUGGAGGAACUGACUGUCUUCCAGAGUCCCGCUCCCAUCCUGAGCAUGGAGCUGUCGACCAAGAGACAACAGCUGUACGUGUCCAGCGAGCUCGGCGUGGCCCAGCUGGGGCUCCAGAGGUGUGAGUUGUACGGGACCGACUGCGCUGAGUGCUGCCUGGCCAGAGACCCCUACUGCUCCUGGGACGGACAGACCUGCUCCAGAUACUUCCCCACCAGCAAGAGGCGGGCACGGAGACAGGAUGUUAAAUAUGGAGACCCCUGGAGUCAGUGCCCGGUCACAGAGGACGAUUCUGCCGCCGUGGAGGUGAAAUCGGUGUACGGCGUGGAGGGGAACUCCACCUUCCUGGAGUGCGUUGCUCGGUCACCUCAGGCUGAGCUCAGGUGGACGAGGCAGCAGAACACAGACACGGACAGCCAGCAGCAAACUCUCAGUCAGAUACAUGAAGGCAGAAAAAUCCCUCAGAGCGAUGACAACCGCUCUCUCCACAUGAAGCGGGGGUUGCUGGUUCAGCGCCUGGAGCCGGCUGACGCGGGCCUCUACACCUGCACCAGCCACGAGCACUCCUACAGCCAGGUCCUGGCGCAAUACCGUGUCCACAUCAUCCCCAACCACAGCCUCCACCCAGCCCGCUACCAGCAGAGCCACAGCCCAAACCCAGGGAAGGGUGGCACGGCCGGGGUCAUGGUCACCGGGUUUCUAGGCCAGUCCGCGCCCCCCCAUCCACCACUUUCGCUGCCGGGACACAGGAACUCGUGGCUGCCCCAGCAUCCUCAGCAGCUCCCCCUGAGGAGCUACAAAGACCUGCACAUGGCGGGGACCAACAGCCUGAGCGUGGACGAGUACUGCGAGCAGCUGUGGUACCGCGAGAAACGCCGGCAGCAGAAACUCCGCACCCUGAAGCUGAAGCAGGAGGGAAGGAAAGCUCGGGUGAGGAGGAACAACCCUCCCGAGGUUCGCCUCUAGUCACCUGGAGAACACAGACACUGCCUAUGGACAACAGAUCCUGUACAUGCGGAGGACAUGGGAAGGUUUUUCAGCCAAUUAUGCCAGCCUGUAAAGUGACACCCACUAUAUUUGUCAUUAAAGACUGACAGUAAUAUUAAAAUAUAGUAAAUCCUUAUCCUGAAUAUUUUGACAUUUAGACGAUAGCACUGUAGAAAAAAGUUUUUUUUCCCCUCUGGUUUCAUAUGAUGAGCAGUGUUCAUCAUUGUUUGGAACAUACGGCAGUUAAAUGUUAUUCUGUAAGUCCAAGUUGGAAAGAAAUUCGGACCAGCGUGAUGGACUCAGGUGUCCGAAUGAUCCAUCCGCUCACGACACACGCCUUAGAAUCACGAAGGGGCCAAGUAUUAUCGGCGAAUAACGCAUUUAAUCAUGCAUUUGUGUUGCUGACAGUUUACGAGACGAUGCGUUUUAUUAUCUGGCCAUUUCCGCAUGAACAGAGACACAGAUAAAAGGGAAGAAACGCACCUGAUUACAUUUUGUUUUCAGGCUUCUAGAUAUACAUUCAAAUGUGUUGCUUUGCUAAAGUAUCCUGCUGGAUGAUUGUCCGGCUAAUCACGCCAGAAACUGACAGGUCUGAGUUUUAAAGCCCUGAAUAGCUGCUUCCUUAAUUCGCUUCUUAGUGCUCGUGAUGGGACCCUGCAUAGACACCACAGCCUCUGCCACAUUCACAGCUGUUUCUUCUCAAGCGAAAGAUUUUCCUCUGAGCUCUUCUCACUGGUUUGAGGUGGAUGGGGCUCGGUUGAGGAAUAGUGAUGUAACGGAGGACAUUUUAGCCAAAAUCUGACGACAGUCGGUGGGUUGUUUGCUUGUGCUGCCAGCACCUUAGAUCCAAUAUUAAUCAAAUCACAUCCACACGGUCCUGAUGAAGAGGAUCAGCUGAUUUUUCGGAUGUUAAACUGUUGAUAAAUAGUAGCUAAGGAUGAUCUUUUUUCCGACUUAACUUUGACUGUUGCUUAUUUAGUCGCGGCUUUUAAAUAUUCUAGAGAAAUAUUUAAGAUCAGAAACCACGUUUUCAGGGUUUCUUUUAAGUUACUAAUUGUAGUGUUAGAGAGAAUAGUAGCCUAAACGAUUUACUUUGACUUUAAUGCUAUGAAUUUUACCAAAAUUCACACCACAACAGUCCUUUUCUAGUCCGCCCCUUUUCUACCCAAAUUAUCAGUUCAGACUGUCUCUACAACCGGGCACCAAACGGCUGACAUGUAGCAAAACUGCCAAAUCUUCAUACAGGACAGACAAUACAGGUGAACAUGUACCAGGAUCUCACACACAGUGUGCCGUCCACAGUAUGAGCUCAUGACGGGAGACUAAACAAGGAAAGUGUUCACCCAGUUUACUGCUACACAUUUAACUGUGUUUAACAAAAACGCAUCUAUUUAUGUUUGUUCUGAGUUGCAAUGCUGAUCUACACUGAUUAGAUCUAGGCUUCGUACAUACCUAAUGGGUGGAAUAAAGGCAUCAGUGGAAACGCACACAUGAAAUGGACCUUGCUUGAAAAUACAGUAUGUAUAGCUUAUUAAUUCUGCCAUGUAACUAAUAAUUAUUAUUCACAUCAGUGUAUAUUAAAGAACUCUAUUUUUGAUAGUUUUCUUUCUUCGUGUACUAGAAUUUAGUGCAUUUUCAGUGUUUAUAUAAACCUGUGUGUUUCUGAUAAGCAGAAAGAUUUUUUUUUUUAAUGUCACAACUCUAAUAAGCUUUGAGACAACGAACUCAGUAAUGAAGCUGUGUUAUACUGUGUGUAAAUGACAACU